Messenger RNA from Spea bombifrons (plains spadefoot toad), 5076 nucleotides. RefSeq names its product NCK associated protein 5 like (gene NCKAP5L). Gene Ontology annotation, biological process: microtubule bundle formation; microtubule depolymerization. Bases 285 to 4094 code for a protein of 1269 amino acids. Gene Ontology annotation, cellular component: microtubule plus-end. Lineage: Eukaryota; Metazoa; Chordata; Amphibia; Anura; Pelobatidae. The transcript has 14 exons. The record is from RefSeq and is a predicted model, not a curated record.
UGCGGGGCUGGGAGCAACAUGAUGUACUAUUUGUUACACGGUACAAGACAUUUCAACUAGUCAUGUGAGCCAGUAGCUAGGCGUAGCCCCAUCCAUAUGUGAACUACGCGAACAUUUAAAGGCCCUGCCCUUGCUGUCAUGUGUCUUGGAAGAGGGAAGUGAGAAGGGCAAGACGUUGACAAAUUCCGGGUGAUUCCUCAGCAAAGACGUGUAACUGGGAUGGAGUGACAUGCAGCAUCUUCAGCGCUCAUCUUGUUCCUGGUUAUGAGAUCACAUAGAAGAGAAUGACGUCCGAGGUGGAAGAAGACAUCCGUCUUCUGGCUGGAGGUGUACCUGAGCCGCUCGUCAUUCAGGAGCUUCUUGAUAGGCUGCGGGAAGUAGAGGCUGAGAAUUCUGCUCUUGCACAAGCCAAUGAAACGCAGAGGGAGACUUACGAACGUUGUCUAGAUGAGGUUGCCAACCAUGUUGUCCAGGCCCUUUUAAAUCAGAAGGAUCUCCGAGAAGAAUGUAUCAAACUGAAGAAGAGAGUGUUUGACCUUGAGCGUCAGAACAGGACAUUGAGCGACCUUUUUCACCAGAAGCUUCAACGUUCUUCAGGAUCAUCCCCUGAGCUGCAACCGCUCCAGGUUCUGUCUGACCCUCAAGCAGAGGAUUUAGAGAGGCUUUCUGGCUCCCUUCCUCUAGGACAAUGUGCUGUACAAAGAGAGGGGAAACAGCGAUCUUCCCGUGCCCAGUCAUCUUGCCGCUCUCUAGACGCCAUGUCCCCAUUCCUCAGGAAAAAGGCACAGAUUCUAGAGGUUUUACGAAGGCUUGAGGCCACAGGCUCCCAGGCUGGAUUGUCCUGCACUGCUCCACCACUGCUGUUUGGGGGUCUUUCAUCGGCAGGUGGGAAUGGCCUGCGUUUAGGAUCAGAGCAGGGCUUGGAUUACUUAAAUGGCGAAGGGCUGACGCCUCCGGAACUUGGUGGAGAUGAGCCCUGGACAUCCUGUCUACUCCUGGCUCAGAGUGGUUGGGAGGAGUUUUUCAAGUGGAAAGCUAUCCAACGUGAGCCUCCAGCUGGAAGCCCUGGUGAGGGGGGAGGGGAACGUCUUGGACUGACAGCAGUGGAGGAGACACAGCAGUUGGCACGACAAGCUGAAGGCAGUUCUUCCUCCUCAGAUGAUGACAUUGGGGAACCACCUCCUCCCCCUGACAUAAGGCAGAGGCUGCCAUUGACAGACUUAUCAAAAGGCUUUGGACCUUGUAUGUGCUCCCGUGGUACUGGAAAUAAGAGGGGCCCUGGUGAGGGACAUUCUGAUGGGACAGGUUUAAGUAGGGGGCACUUUGGGCAACUUCACUCAUUAACCUGUUAUAGUAGAAGCCUACGGGAUCUGGUGGAGAUUCAGCAGGUACCAGGGACAUCACCAGUAGUUAUAGAAAAGGCUGAUUCUGUACCUCGAUCUCAUGGGAAACAGCUAGUUUCUGAGAAUGUUUCAGAUGGUUCCAUCCUAAACUGCCCCUCCUCUCCAGGGGCAUCCAUUACUCCGCAACGAGACACAAAUGGACUUGUUCGUAAGAGUUCAACCCAGGAGACGUUAGAUGAAUGCCCUCAGUCAGUGGUCCCUAGUCCAUCUUGUACAGAAACAGAAGAUGAACUUCUCCCUCCUUGUGAGCCUCGCACGGCACACAUACCCUCUCCAGCCAAAUUCCUCAAGUUUCUGAAGCUUCCAGGUUCAGGGGAGAGGUUACAAAACCCCAACCCCCUGCGACUUAGUCCCCAGCUUACCCAAGCCUCUAAGAUCCCUUGCCGUAGCAAUAAUUAUGAGGCUUUCCCCUCUCCUCGUAUGAGUAGGAAGACUGUGGAAGAGUUGCCUGGUCCUGGCACUGAUGUUGACUCGCCUUCCCCCUCAGAAUUCCCCCACUCUGAUACAAACAGACAGGGAUCAGUUGAGAGGCCCCUCAACAUGAUUAGUAAAUCUGGAAUACAGUGCUGCACCAAAAAAUCGCACGACUAUGAAAACAUCCCAGUUACCUCUGCUAGAAACUCUGAGCUUCCCAGUACAAAUCAAGCUGCUGAGACUAUGGAGCCUGCUUCCCAUUUAGCUGUUGAAGUGUGCUCUCCUACUUGCUCUACCCCAGGACUUUGCCUGCACUCUCAAGGGACUGAGCAACCUAAUGCUCAAGUAAGCACUCCUUUUCUUAAAAAAACUGGAGUUUCUAGGAAACCCCCAGAGUCUGCUGGGCACCUCCCAUUCCGUGAGAGGAUGGGAAAGUUAAGGGGCACUGAUAACCAACAGUCGGACAUUUCUGGAGAAGGAACUGAUAGUAACAGGGUGGUGGGUGACAGCCUUGAGCUUCGUCCGUCUAUGAAGAGAUCCAUUGCUGUGAGCAGUCUAAAAACUCCGGAGCCUGGAUCAACAGAAAGUUACCCACCAAGAUACCAUGCUCAAAAAGGAGAGUCUGCUAGGUCUCGUCAGCCUCCUUCUCACUGUUCACCAGGAUCACCUCAUGGUCCUCGUAACCCAACCCGUGCUCCUCCUGUUCCUAGUAAAUCUCCACGCAGUCCUCAUGGCAGCCCUACAAAGUUACCGGCAAAGUCCCCAAGUAAGGCAACUGCAAAACCACUGAUGUCUAGACCGUUAAGCGAGGAACUCAGGCAGAGCCCGCGGCAUCCACCACAAUCUAGCGAAGACAAACAUCGGAUGCAGCCAACUGAUCUAGGCAAAAAAAAUGGAACGUGUCCUGAAUAUGCUUGCACCCGUUCAGCCGGCCAACAGAAUGCAGAAAAUAUUCCUCUAAGUGCUUUGCAUUCUGCAAUUGAAGAAAAGGUAAUGAAGGGUAUCAAGGAAAAUAUGAUGAGGCUUCAGGAACAACACCGUGCACCAGCCCCUGAUCCUAAACAACGAAAUUCUAGUGGCAUAGCCAGUUGGUUUGGACUAAAGAAGAGCAAGCUCCCAGCACUUAGCCGGAGGCCUGAAGCUGCCCGACUGAAAGAUGAGAAAAGAGAGAGGGUGGGUGGAAGUUCCCCUCGCUCUAGGGAUGUGAAGGGGGAGAGCCUGAACAUCUCUAUGCUGAUGGAGAAAGCUGAAGAUCUGCGCAAGGCCCUACAGGAAGAGAGGGCCUACAUCAAUGGACUUUCCUUGGAUAAGACUCGAACAGUACCUUCUGUGGAACAGACACAGAGUCAACGGCCCUUGACUGCUGACAACUUCAUGCAGCAGCUUUUGAACAGGGUCGAUGGCAAAGAUGCUCCACAUGAAAGCCGCAUGGAUGGUAAGACUCCACUUCGUGACUUUGCAAGGCUUUCACCAGAGAACAAAGAUGUCAGGCCUUUCCGCUCUCAAAGGAACGGCAUGAUUGCACAUGCCGAGCGUUGUGAACAGAAGAGCGUGGAGCAGAUCAAAGAAGUGGCUCUCCAAUCUGAUGACCGAGUUACGGAAGCGGUCGCUUCUCAGCACUUUGCAGCUUGUGAUUCCCUCACUAGGACUCUAGACAGUGGCAUAGGCACAUUCCCUCCACCCGAUUACUGCGGAGGAACUCCAAAUAAAAGCACCCCAAAGUUAAAGCCUAGGCUGGAGUCCCCAUCUGUUCUCCCUGUAGGAAAAUUUUCUGCAUUCCCAAAGGUACCAAGGAAAGCAAGGACUUUGGAAAGGGACUUGAGAGGUGUGGAGGAGAUGUUUCCUUCUACACAACAUCAGAGUGUCCCAGCAUUCCAUGCUCUGUUGGCCCAGCCAGAGCCCACUUUGGAACACAUAGUAUAUGGAGAAGAAGCUGGACUAGAUCGCAGCCAUUCUCAACCGGCAAAAAACUGGACCUUUCCCAAUGCCAAGUUCAGUGCUGGGUCUACAAACAGUUUUAGGUCUAGAACACAUGAUCUGGAGGAGAUACCGUCUGAAGGGGAUAGAGACUGUGAUGUGCCCGAUUACCCGCAUCCCUCUCUCUGUUUCCCUGGCAGCGUGAGCAGCCGUACUCCAAGCACCUCUGAAGUCGGGGAGGAAGGAACAAGUGAAGCCAAAUCUCGCGAUAACGAACAGGGUCAGACUCGGUUGGAAAACUCUGAAUCCCUGAGCGACUCUUUAUACGACAGCCUUUCGUCCUGUGGGAGCCAAGGCUAAAACCAUUUCCCACCCCAAAUAUUUAUGCAACCAGUAACCUUAACAACUCGGGCAUGGGUGGACAAUGCUGGUUGUCUGUGGGUGCUAUUCUGUGUGGAGUCCUUGUCCUUUCCAUGACAGUGUUGCUUUUCUAAAUUUGCCACUCCACCAAGCCUCCAUGAUCCCAAGUGUUAGCCGCAGACUAGAACCUUGAUGUCCUUGACCUUACAGGUAAAGGUCGCAAAGCUUCAUGUCUGCUUCCUUCUGUCCCAAGCUGAACUCUAAACUCGAUCCUACCCUCUGUCGCAGAUGGGCAUUUUAUUUUUUUCCUAGCUGAUAUAGCUUGCCCCCUUUGCUAUGCAUUAAUACCACCAGCGGAUUGAACGUCAUUCAGAGCAGUUAGACUGGUGAAGGGGAAUUCACGGGUUUCUAGAAUACCUCACGUUUCUCUGAGCUCCGUUUUAAGUAAUAUGUGAAACUCUGAUUCAGAAACAGAAUUCCACAAUUUUAUUUUCAGUUUCAUUUUUUUUUUUCUUUCAAGGAAGAAGUUUAGGUGGAUGAAAAAUCCACAUAGUUUAUCUAGAUGCCUCUAUACUAAGGGGAAUUAUUACGAUCAGCUGGAGCUUUGCCAUACAUGGCUCUUCACUCCUUGAUGUGUAUUUCAUUUUUUUUCUUUUUGUGCGCUGAUUAUAUAUAUCUUACAUUUUUUUUAAAAUCUUAUUGUGUACUAUGUUUGGUAUUCCUUUUGCCGUUUGUAUUUGUUGUGCAAUUCAUCCCCUCAUUUUUAUGUUUUCUAUAUAAACGCUAUUGCUCUUACAAAGGUGCUAACCAGUAAAAAUAAUCCUUGUCCAGUUUCUCCCUCUUCUUGUUUCUUGAUGGGUUUUUGUUUAUUUUUUUUAUACUGAUGCUUUUUAUUUUAUUUAUAUAAGUUAUUGUGACUCUGUUUUUCUGCCUCACUUUCUUUUAAGCUAAAAAUAAAAAAAAUCAUAAAAAUAACCUGUAA